CACGCUGGGACAGGCCAAGUGGCAACAACUACGAGCAACUUCAGCAAUUCGAAGAAAUCUAAACGCUACUAAAAAAUUUGUAAUUUUUCGUGGUUCAAUUAAAUUAAUCGAAAUUCAGUUAUCAAUCGAAAUGUCUGCUGCUAUCGCAAACAACUCAAUGUGCAAUGAUUGCAACAACAACAACAGCAAGAAGAAUAGCAGCUAUUUGAUGGCCGCCAAACAGUCACUGCUACAACACAGCUCCAAUACACACACUUCACUGCUACAGCACUGGUCCGAUGUGCAACAGAAAUCAAAAGUUUCACCAUCGCGUCGCCUAAAGAAUCUGCUGAAGCCACUGCUGGGACGCAUCUUCCAGUCGCGCGCCAAACGUCAUCAAAAUCGCAACUCCUACAUUGCCGCCUCACCCAACGGCGAACGGGAUGCAGAUUUUGAGUGGCUCAGCCAUGAAAUGGACAAUCGCGCCAACGAAGAUCUCGAGCAGCGGCUGGUCGAAGAGUUGGAAAUGUGUGAUAGUGACGCGGCACUUGUCGUCUACAAUGAGAAUGGCACGCCUCGCUUGCAAACGGUGGACAAGGAUGAGAUUUAUGUGCCGGUGCAUUUUGCGCGCACCAACGCCGGCACCUUCUUCUGGACUUCGCUACAACGUCAGACAAUGGAACCAUACAAAAUACAAUGGAACUUUAUGGAUCGCUGGGCGCAGGCAUAGAAGCGGGGUGGGAAUUGUGAUGUGUUGUGUGUGACACUGAAAUUGUAGGGCGAAUUUUGUGUUAGACAAAAAAAAGGGAAUCUUCAACGGAACACACGGCUGCUGGGGGCGCAUGCGCUCCAGCAUUGGGUAAUGCAAGGUUUGGUUACUGCGACCUUGCUAGGGACUAGGGAGAUCAAAGGUAGGGAAAAUAUUGGUGAAAACACUAUGAAAUGCUACCAAGAAAUAUCACUAUUUUUCGCAAGAAAAAAGUUGACUAUUUCACGUUUUUGUUAGGAAAUAAAAAACAGACAAUUUUGUAAUUUUUUUAUUUGGAAAAAAAUGUAUUUAAAAUUUGUUGCACGUACAUAAGAGCUCCUGAUUGUACAAAAACGCUGGAGAUGAAGUCUGAAUAUAUUGAUUAUUUUAUAUUAAAAUUGAGAACACAAAGGCAUGUUAAAAAAUAUUUUUAACCAAAAUGAAAUUAUCUAAGCAUAUCAAUAAAAUACUCAUUUUAAAGCAAGAAAGAGACUCAUUAUUUAUUUUAUAUAGCGAAAGUUGUGAAAAGUACGGAACUGAAAAUGUUAAAAAAUUUAAGAUAUUAAAAAAUGAAAUUUUAAGCAAAAAAAAACACAACUUAUUUCAAAAAUGUUAAUAAAAAACUUAACAUAACAAACCCAAAUA
Messenger RNA from Anastrepha ludens (Mexican fruit fly), 1372 nucleotides. RefSeq names its product enhancer of split malpha protein (gene Ocho). Gene Ontology annotation, biological process: sensory organ development; Notch signaling pathway. NCBI's taxonomy places the organism in Eukaryota, Metazoa, Arthropoda, Insecta, Diptera, Tephritidae. The record is from RefSeq and is a predicted model, not a curated record. The transcript has a single exon. Bases 131 to 709 code for a protein of 192 amino acids.